AUGGUCGGACAACAAAUGCAAGCCUUGGUGACCGAGUCUUCGGCCGGCGGGUCGCCAAAAAUGGUCAAGAAGCAAGUUCCGAUCCCUGAACCGGCCCCGCAUCAAGCUCUCGUAAAAGUGUCACAUAUUGCACAAAACCCGACAGACGUUCAAUCUCUUGACGGCAAUGCAUUCGGUGACGGCGCCGUCCUUGGGUGCGACUUUGUGGGAACAGUCGAAGCGAUUGGCGACAAGUGCAGCAGGCUGUCCAAGGGAGACAUUGUUGCUGGCCUAAUCUGGGGAGGUGAAAUCAAGGGUCUCGGCGGCUAUAGCGAGUACACCCUCGCGGACGACAACAUCUGCUUCCGAGUCCCCAAGAACAUAAGUCCGGAGGAGGCUGCUACAGUACCCCUGGCUUCCAUGACGGCCGAGCUAGCCCUGUUCUCCAAAGGAUGCCUCGCUAUUCCUCGAGAGAGCGGAUCGGAGACGGCGGUCCUUAUUUGGGGCGGUAGCUCGAGCGUCGGCUUGUACGCCAUCCAAAUAGCAGCGAUGCAAGGCCUCAAAGUAGUCACGACGUGCAGCCCUCGUCACUUCGAUUGGGUCAAGUCCCUGGGCGCGAAGCAUGUCUUCAACUACCGCGAUGACGACGUGAUUGAGUCCAUCAAAAAGACGACGCCCGGCCUCAAAUACGUCUUUGACACCAUCGGCAACAAGUCCUCCUCCGGCCAGGCAUCCCAAGCCAUCGAUGAGAGCGGCGGGCGGCUGUGCACCGUGCGCCCGGGGAAGGCCAACACUGAAAAUGUUUCGAAGCAGACGACUGUGACCGACGUCUUGGUCUGGACUGCAUUCUUGAAGGAUCAUCAGUAUGCUCAGUUCAAAUGGCCCGCUAGCGAGGAGGACCACAAACUCGGUACCAAGUUUUAUGAAAAGCUCCCGGGAUGGGUAGAGGCCAGGAAGUUGAAGCCCAACAAGCCGAAGGCUAUCUCUGGGGGUCUUGAUGGUGUAGACAAAGGAUUCCAAGUGUAUCGGGAUGGGGCAAUCUCUGGCGAGAAGUUGGUGUAUCAACUCUGA
Messenger RNA from Colletotrichum scovillei, 1050 nucleotides. RefSeq lists its product as uncharacterized. The transcript has 5 exons. Gene Ontology annotation, molecular function: oxidoreductase activity, acting on NAD(P)H. The record is from RefSeq and is a predicted model, not a curated record. Bases 1 to 1050 code for a protein of 349 amino acids. NCBI's taxonomy places the organism in Eukaryota, Fungi, Ascomycota, Sordariomycetes, Glomerellales, Glomerellaceae.